AUGUUCUACGGGCCUGAAGGAGGAUGGCCGAUUGAUCCCUAUGCUGCCAUGUAUUACGGAGACCCCCAAGCCUGGAUGGAGUAUGAGGCUUAUUAUGGGCCACCUAAUUUUGGUCCACGGGGAAUGGGUAGAGGUUUUCGUGGACGAGGCAGAGGAAGAGGCCGUGGUGGUUUUGGGGGUGAUCCUCGAGGUUAUAAUUUCGGUGCUCGGAGUCCCAGAGAAUAUUCACGGUCCCGCAGUAGGAGUGGGAGAUCUCGGAGUUGGUCUCGUAAUCUGUCGAGGAGUAGGAGUAGAGGGGAUAGUGUUGAAAUGAGGAACCGGUCCCAUUCUGCAUCUCAAGACCGUGCAGCGCGCCAAAGUAAGCGCCGUCCGAGAUCAAAAGAUAGAUCAUUACAAGGGGAAUCUGGGGAAAAAACGACAUCAGAUGCAGAGACAAGUGAGAAGAAGAAAAAGAAGAAGAAGAAAAAGAAAAAGCAUAAAAAAUUAAAGAAAUCGAAGCGAAGACAAAAAGAUGAAGAUAAUAACAGCGGUGACAAGAAUUCUGAAGAAAUUGGUAAUGAGAUUACAGAAGCAGCCAACAUCUCAGAGGCUAACACUGAGAAAGAAAAACUUGAAGAGGAAAAGGUCGAAAAUGAUGAUCUAGUAAAGAAAAGAGAUGUAGCAAGGUUAGAGAAGAAAAAAGAUCAUACUAAACAUAAAAGUGGAGAAAAAGGUGACAAAGAAGUCACUAAGAAAGUCAAAGAAAAAACAUCUGAUAGUAAAGUCAGAGAAAGUGGUUCAGUUAAGGGAGAUAAGGCUAGAAGUAAAGUUGACAGCAAAACAGUUGAUGAACAACUUAGCAGUUCAGACAGUGAUAAACAUACUAUUAAAGGAGAAAAGAUAAAAGAAGCCAGGACACAGAAAGACAAUUUAGCACGUUAUGGUGAUGGAGAAAAUAAAUAUAAACCAUCUAGCAGCAAAGGUGGUGUAGACAAGUCAAAAAGUAAUGACCCGCUAGUCACAAAACAUAAAGACAGAAGAAGCAGUAGUCAUGAUGAUGCGUCAAAUGUCAAAAGACAAGGAGACAGAGCAACUGACAGUAGGGUUGAUGCCUUAAGAGAUAAAAUGUAUGUUGUCAGUGACAGCAGAGCAAGCAGUCAGCAUAAACAGGACGCUGUAAACAAGCAGAAGAGAGGCAUUAGUUCUGAGUUUGACAAGGAACCAAUAUCUGGCCGAAAGUAUCAGUAUAAUGAAGAAAGGGGUAACUUCAUGUAUGAUAAGAGAGAUGGUUAUAGGGAUAAAGAUAAGAGAGAUGCCGAUGGUGCAAAAGAAGAUAGGAAAGGGGAAAGUAGAGACAGAAAUGUUGGUAAUGUGAACAUUCAUGAAAGAGAAGACAACAGAGGAAGGGAAAAUCAGGAUAGUAUUCGGUACAAGCAGAAAGGUCGGGCACACGGUGACAGAAGUGAAAGUUACGACAGUGCAAGAAGUAAAGAUGGCGCCGGAAGAAACAGUAAAGAUGGUCAGAAAUAUAAAUUGGACAAUGAUGUUGCAGGAAGAGACAAAAGAAGUGAAAGCAGCGACAGAGGACGGAAAAUUACAAUGAUUGAUAACUACAAAGCCAGAAAAGAAAUCACACAGAGGGAUGGCAGAAGUGAACUUCAUCAUGACGGGAAGAAAUCUAGAAUAGAAGGUUAUAAAGUUGGGAGAGAAACCACUUACGGUGAUAGGAGAAGUGAAAGCUAUGAUAGUGAAGAAGGUUGUAAACACAAGGUGGGGAGAGAUGGCCGAGGAGAAAGUAAAAUAAGCCAGAGCCAUGGCAUCCAGGAGAGAAUACAUAAAAUUGAUGGUAGGUAUAAAGACAGAAAAGGGGAUAGUUUGCUUGCGACAAAAGGUAAUAAACUUGACAGUUCCGAUAUUGCACAGAGAAGAAUUUCAAAUGCUUUUAAAAAUAAUGAGAAAGAUAGAAGUAUAGAUACUAAAGACAGAGACAGUGCAGUUAGUGACAUCAAAGAUAGGAAUAAAUUGAGCAGUAAGCAAAAGAUCUCGCAUGUGGAUAACAGAGAAGAAAGUUCAGAGAAAACAGCUGGUGUAAAUAAAGACAUACAUCGUAAGAGACAAAGAAGUACAAGUGGUGAUAAAGUGGACGAUGAUCUUGAUAAAAUUCAGACUAAGAGAAUCGUAAGCAUUACUGGUGGGGGGAAUCAGAAACAAAAGGGCAAAAAUAAGGACAGCGUAAAUGAAGAAAACAAGAAGUUCAAAGACAAAAGUGGUUUUGAGGGAAAGCAAAGUGAGGGACGUGUGAAAAGUGAUCAGAAUAACAUUCAGGGUGGUGAAAAGCCGACUGGGGAUCAAAAAAAUGAAAGAGGGUAG
This is a messenger RNA of Candidula unifasciata, 2349 nucleotides long. Lineage: Eukaryota; Metazoa; Mollusca; Gastropoda; Stylommatophora; Geomitridae. The record is from the annotation of a GenBank genome assembly.